Lachnellula hyalina is the source of this 1896-nucleotide messenger RNA. Its product is annotated as Heterokaryon incompatibility protein 6,OR allele. The record is from RefSeq and is a predicted model, not a curated record. Bases 1 to 1896 code for a protein of 631 amino acids. Lineage: Eukaryota; Fungi; Ascomycota; Leotiomycetes; Helotiales; Lachnaceae. The transcript has a single exon.
AUGUCUUUUUUUGUUUAUCGCUCGCUGACUCCUAACAAAAGACGUAUUCGUCUUAUUCAAGUUCUGCCAGAAGUCUAUCGUCCUUCAAGCAAACAGAGCUUCAAUAGUCCUCUAAACGACAUCAUUACGAACAGCUUAGUAUGCUGCACUAUCGCGCAUGUCUCCCUUGAUGAUCCGCCGCCCUACAAUGCACUUUCAUACAAUUGGGGGGACCAAACUCGGCGGAGCGAGAUCCUGCUCGACGGUGCUAGAAUUUCCGUUACCGCAAAUCUCGAAACAGCACUCCGUCAUCUACGCCUACAAGACAAGCCUCUUACUCUAUGGAUCGAUGCUCUGUGCAUUGAUCAAGAGGACGAUGUGGAGAAAAGCGAACAAAUAGACCAGAUGCGACAAAUAUAUGCUCGAGCGUUCUCAGUCACCAUUUGGCUAGGCCCGGCUGCAGAUGAUAGCGACGUCGCGAUGCGAUGGAUUCAGCGAUAUGGUGGACAGGCACUGGAGCUCGGCAUAGGGUCUCGACCGGAGCUACAACUUCGCCACCUCCUGAAGACAGUCGACUCACCCAGGGCAGCACCUAUCGAUGAGAAAACCCUAGAAUUUGUCGCAGAUCUCAAGAUACAGCUGUCCCAGAAUGGUGCUGAGCAACUUAAGCGUAUCAAAGCCCUGGAUUUGCUGUUCAGACGCCCUUAUUGGAGCCGCGUCUGGGUAGUACAAGAACUAAUCAGUGCUUCCGAAGCGCAUUUUAUAUGUGGUUUAGAGAAAGUGGCAGAGGAGGCCUGUCACCAUGCCUUAAGGUUGUUGAGAAAUUACAGGCGCUAUCAGAUCCUGAGAUUCGGCCAGAACAAAUCACCGCAGGACCCCCUUUGGACUUCGCUUGUUUCCCUUGAUACUCAUGAUCCCAUCGCGCUGCUAAAGUUCCGAAGAGCCGCCAGCCCAUUCCCACUUGUGUAUUUGCUGCGUAGCCUGCGCAAGUUUGGAGCCACAGACCCUAGAGACAAGGUAUUUGCGCUGCUAGGCAUCGCGAGCGAUGCGAAAGCGCUGGGACUGCAUUGUGAUUACAAGAAGUCAUGCGAGGAUGUGUACUGCGAAGUAGCCCGUGCUCUUAUCCAAAACGGACACUAUGAUAUACUGUCUCUCGGCAAUCUAUCCAAAGGAUCCGUUGGCCUUCCCUCCUGGAGUCCAGACUGGUCAAUCAAGAGUCUCCGUAGGCCUCUGCAAGAACGUUCUCUGGACAGAUCAGCCCUACCCCUUACCGCGAUUUUAGAGCCUCCUUUCUCCGCUUCUGGGACUCACAGGGCGCUGGAGCUGUCCGUUGGAAGUGAGGGUGUCGGCCGUAUGCCGCUUUUUCUUCAAGGCGCAGUCUUGAGCACGGUGGGACAACUCGGAACGGUUUGGGGAGCUGAGGGUGUUGGUGUAUGGCUGCACGAUCUAGACAGACUAUGCUCCGUAGCAAAGGACGACACAACCGAGGGACGACAGAAAUCUGUCUGGCGCACUGCAGUGGCCGACCAAGAAAUCCGACAAGGGAAGACGAAGCCGAGAUUCUCAAAGGAGAAGCUGAGCAGUGUGCACGAGGCUUUGAAAGAUAAGGAUUUAAGGCUCACACGAGUGCAGACACUGAUUGAGUCAGGUCUCGGGGACUACUAUGAGCAGCUUCAAGUGGUUGCCGCAGGCCGGCGACCAUUAUCCAUAUCCAGCGGCUACUAUGGGAUUGGGCCUCAUGAAACACGAGAAGGGGACGUUUUCGUCAUUUUCCUUGGAGCCCAAGUGCCGUACAUAUUGCGACGGUGUAAUAAAGGCAACAAUUACCGGCUUGUUGGCGAAGCAUACGUUCAUGGAAUAAUGGAUGGCGAAGCAAUGAAGGAUUUUCCAGCCACGGAGAUGAUAUCACUUGUCUAA